CCAAACCCUACGAAGUGUCUCCCUCUUCUCUCUGUCUCUCAUCUUCCUCCGCCUCUUAUCUCUCAAAGCCACACGAGAGAUAUUUUCCACCAUGCCUUCACUAGCUUUAUCCGAGGAGAAGAAGAUGAAGAAGAGCACAGCCUCAGAGACAACCACCGCCGCCACCACACCAGACUCCAAGAAGAAGAAAGAGAAGAAGCCGAAACUCUCAGACUCCGACGGAGGAGAAGACUCCGAGAAGAAGAAGAGCAAGAAGAAGCGCAAGGCCGCUGCUGCUGCGGAGAGCAGCGAUUCAGGGUCCGAGCUGGUGGAGCCGGAGAGCUCGAAGAAGAAGAGCAGCAAGAAGGUGAAGCUUAGCGUUGUGGAAGACGUCCCUAACGCCGUCUCCAAGUUUAGAAUCUCGGAUCCGUUGAGGGAGAAGCUGAAGGAGAAGGGCAUCGAGGCUCUUUUCCCGAUUCAGGCGACCACCUUUGAUAUGGUUCUUGAUGGUGCUGAUCUUGUCGGAAGGGCUCGUACUGGUCAGGGUAAAACAUUGGCUUUUGUGUUACCUAUAUUGGAGUCUUUGAUCAAUGGACCUGCCAAGAACAAAAGGAAGAAUGGAUACGGCAGGCCUCCUAGUGUUUUGGUACUUCUACCAACCAGAGAAUUGGCCAAGCAAGUGUUUGCUGAUUUUGAUGCGUACGGAGGAUCCGUUGGUUUAACUUCUUGCUGUGUCUAUGGAGGUGAUCCUUACCCUCCUCAGCAGCAAAAACUAAAGAAAGGUGUUGACAUUGUAGUUGGUACCCCUGGUCGUAUCAAGGAUCAUAUCGAAAGGCAAAACCUUGACCUGACCUAUCUCCAGUUCCGUGUUCUUGAUGAAGCUGAUGAAAUGCUGAGAAUGGGAUUCGUCGACGACGUUGAACUCAUCCUAGGCAAGGUGGAGGAUCCUAAAAAAGUCCAGACGCUUCUCUUCAGUGCUACAUUGCCGUCAUGGGUUCAAAACAUUGCGUCUAGGUUUCUUAAACAAGACAAGAAGACUAUUGAUCUCGUUGGUAAUGAUAAAAUGAAGGCCAGUAACAGUGUUAGACACAUUGCUCUUCCCUGCAGUAAGCAAGCUAUGUCUCGCUUGAUUCCUGACAUCAUCAGCUUAUACAGCAGUGGAGGUAGUACCAUCAUUUUCACUGAGACUAAAGACCAAGCUUCUGAGCUUUCUGGUUUGUUGCCUGGUGCUAGAGCUUUGCAUGGUGACAUUCAACAAUCUCAACGUGAGAUUACUCUUGCUGGAUUUAGAAAGGGAAAGUUCUCGACAUUGGUUGCUACAAACGUUGCUGCUCGUGGUCUAGAUAUCAAUGACGUGCAGCUAAUCAUCCAGUGUGAGCCUCCACGUGAUGUUGAAGACUACAUCCAUCGUUCAGGCCGAACAGGAAGAGCCGGCAACACUGGAGUUGCGGUCACGUUAUACGAUUCUAGAAAGUCUGGCGUGUCCAGGAUUGAGAAACAAGCCGGGAUCAAGUUUGAGCACGUGUCUGCGCCGCAGCCUAAUGAUAUCGCCAAGGCUGUUGGUAUGGAAGCUGCUGAGAAGAUCACACAAGUCUGUGACACUGUGGUUCCUGCGUUUCUGGCGGCGGCCAAGGAGCUGUUGGAGAGCUCCGGUGUGUCAGCAGAAGUACUCCUUGCUAAAGCUCUUGCAAAAACCGCGGGCUUUACUGAGAUUAAGAAAAGGUCACUUCUAACAUCAAUGGAGAACCAUGUCACGUUACAUCUUGAAGCAGGGAGACCUAUAUACUCGGCAACUAAUGCAUUUGGUGUGCUGAGGAGAGUUUUACCGGAUGACAAGGUUAAUUUGAUAGAAGGGAUGACUCUAACAGUAGACGGAGGUGCGGUUUUCGAUGUUGUGCAAUCAGAUGUAGACCAGUUUAUUGCGGCUGGACAAAAGAAUGCUGGGAGUAUGAGCUUGGAGGUUGUUAAGGAGAUGCCUAAACUUCAAGAGCGUGAACCAGUGCAGAGAAGAUAUGGUGGUGGUGGAGGUAGGUUUGGUCGUGGAGGUGGUGGGGGUAGAUUUGGUCGUGGUGGUGGCAGAGGCCAGAGAUGGUGAAAACUCUAAAACAAUGAUCAAAACUCCUAUAAUUUCACUACUAGUAUUUCUUUCCAUGGCAAAAUCUAUUAUUAUGUUAUUCCUCUCUUUUUAUUAUUUGAACAACUUAAAAGGGGAAGUUCUUUGGUUGUCCCCUUAUCAAUUUUGUGCUAUUUGAAUGAUAACGAUGAUAAAGUUGUUAAUUCAUCAUUUUUUCAUAGUUUAA
Brassica oleracea var. oleracea is the source of this 2279-nucleotide messenger RNA. Its product is annotated as DEAD-box ATP-dependent RNA helicase 7-like. The transcript has 10 exons. The record is from RefSeq and is a predicted model, not a curated record. Gene Ontology annotation, molecular function: RNA binding; helicase activity; ATP binding. Lineage: Eukaryota; Viridiplantae; Streptophyta; Magnoliopsida; Brassicales; Brassicaceae. Bases 92 to 2074 code for a protein of 660 amino acids.